AAGAUGCGCUCUGAGUUUGUGAAGAAGCUGGGGAGAUGAGAAGAGACGCAUGCGCUCGCCGCUCGCAUUUUACCAUUUCUUUCUCCUGAAUCCGUCAUUCGCGGAUGGCCAUCUACUUCGCCCCGCUCCCCCCACCCCUCCCCGGUUCGUCCUCCCUCCCAAGAAUUUCCCAAUUCGAUCGACAAGAACAGCACCCCGGUUCCAGGCGAGGGUUCUUCAGCAACAUCCAGCAUGUCAGUGUCUAUGAAGGAUUUGGACCCGGCCUUCCGUGGGGCUGGACAAAAGGAUGGCCUGGAGGUAUGGCGUAUUGAGAAUUUUAAGCCAGUUCCCGUGCCAACGUCUGCUCAUGGAAAAUUUUACAUGGGUGAUUCAUAUGUCAUCUUGAAGACAACAGCAUUAAAGAAUGGUUCCUUUCGCCAUGACAUCCAUUAUUGGCUUGGUAAAGACACUAGUCAGGAUGAGGCUGGAACUGCUGCAAUUUUAACUGUGGAGCUUGAUGCUGCGCUUGGAGGACGUGCUGUCCAGUAUCGGGAAUUACAAGGCAAUGAAACUGAAAAGCUUCUCUCAUAUUUUAGGCCUUGCAUUAUGCCACAGCCAGGAGGUGUAGCUUCUGGGUUCAACCAUGUAGAAGUCAAUGAGCAGGAACAUUUUACCCGCUUAUAUGUGUGCAAAGGAAAGCAUGUAGUCCAUGUUAAAGAGGUUCCUUUUGCUCGUUCAUCCCUUAACCAUGAGGACAUAUUUAUUUUGGAUACCAAGUCCAAAAUUUUCCAGUUCAAUGGUUCCAACUCUUGCAUUCAAGAGAGAGCAAAAGCUCUUGAAGUUGUGCAGUAUAUCAAAGAUACUUUCCAUGAGGGAAAGUGUGAAGUUGCAGCGGUUGAGGAUGGGAAAUUGAUGGCUGAUGCUGAAGCUGGUGAAUUUUGGGCUUUGUUUGGUGGCUUCGCUCCUCUUCCAAAGAAGUCACCUUCAGAGGAUAGUGGGGAAGAGAGUGAAAUUGUUGUUAAAUUGCUACGCGUUAACCAGGGAAAGCCGGAGCAAAUUAAUUUUGACUCCUUGGCGCGUGAGUUACUUGAGUCAAACAAAUGCUACUUGCUCGACUGCGGUGCUGAAGUGUAUGUUUGGAUGGGCAGAAAUACUUCUUUGCAAGAAAGAAAGGGUGCGAGUGAAGCUGCUGAGAAACUACUCAUUGAUGGUAGCCGAACAAAAUCACAUGUUACCAAAGUGAUUGAGGGAUUUGAAACAGUCAUGUUCAAGUCAAAGUUUGUUGAGUGGCCACCCACACCUGAUUUGAAAUUAUCAUCUGAGGAUGGAAGAGGCAAAGUUGCAGCUCUCCUCAAAAGUCAAGGAUUAGAUGUUAAAGGCUUGAUGAAAGCUGCACCUGUCAAAGAAGAAGAAGAAGAACCAGAGCCUUAUAUUGAUUGCACAGGCCAUUUACAGGUCUGGCGUGUAAAUGCAAAUGACAAGGCUCUUCUGUCAACCCCUGAUCAAUCAAAAUUUUACACUGGAGAUUGCUACAUUUUCCAAUACACAUAUUCUGGAGACGACAAGGAGGAAUGUCUUAUUGGGACUUGGUUUGGGAAGAAGAGUGUUGAGGUGGAGAGGGCGUCAGCAAUGUCUCUGGCUAGUAAGAUGGUUCAGGCUGCAAAGUUCCAGGCUGUCCAGGCUCGCAUUUAUGAAGGGAGAGAACCAAUUCAGUUCUUUGUCAUAUUUCAGAGUCUUCAAGUGUUCAAGGGUGGCCUUAGCUCCGGAUACAAGAACUUCAUUGCUGAAAAUGGUAACGCAGAUGACACUUACUCUGAUGGUGGGAUUGCACUGUUCCGAAUUCAGGGCUCAGGAUCAGAAAACAUGCAAGCACUUCAAGUAGAUGCAACGGCUUCGUCCUUAAACUCGUCCUAUUGUUACAUUCUACACAAUGGAAACACUGUAUUCACAUGGACUGGCAGCCUUACGACCUCACUGGAUCAUGACUUGGUUGAGAGGCAGCUAGAUGUGAUUAAGCCAGAUUUGCCUUCCAGGUCACAAAAGGAGGGGAGAGAAACCGACCAAUUCUGGGAACUACUGGGUGGUAAAUCCAAGUAUACGAACCAAAAAGUAGGAAGAGAGCAUGAAAGUGACCCUCAUCUUUUCUCAUGCAUCGUAGCCAAAGGCAAUAUAAAGGUCAAAGAAAUACACCAUUUUACUCAGGAUGAUCUGGUGACAGAGGAUGUUUUCGUUCUUGAUUGUCACUCGGACGUAUUUGUUUGGGUUGGCCAGGAGGUAGAUGCCAAAGUAAAAUCUCAAGCUAUGGAUAUUGGAGAGAAAUUUCUUGUUCUUGAUUACCUUAUGGAAAAACUUUCACGAGAGACUCCAAUAUUCACUGUGUCAGAAGGCAGUGAGCCACAAUUUUUUACCAGGUUCUUCAACUGGGACUCGGCAAAAUCUUUGAUGCAUGGUAGUUCAUACCAGAGGAAACUUGCCGUCCUCAAGGGUAGAGCACCUCCAUCACUGAAUAAACCAAAACGACGAACACCUGCAUUUACAGGAAGAAGCUCGGGACAAGAUAAAUCUCAGCGCUCGAGAAGCAUGUCCACAAGCCCGGACCGUCCCCGUGUUCGAGGAAGGUCUCCAGCCUUCAAUGUGUUAACAUCAGCCUUCGAGAACCCAAGUAAUACCAGGAGUAAUACCAGGAAUCUUUCCACCCCUCCUCCUGCUGUCAGAAAGCUGUUCCCGAAAUCUGGCGAAUCAAAGGUGUCACCCAAAAAGUCAGCUAUCAGUUCUCUCACCAGUUCUUUUGAAGUUCCCAUGAGAAGUACAAUACCAAAGUCAGUAAAAGCGAGCUCUGAGGCAGAGAAGGCUAUACAGGAGGAAUGUGCCACAGGUGACGGUGGUGUAGGCGAAAAUGAGACAGAAGAUGAUGAAGGGCGCACUAUCUACCCAUAUGAACGUCUGACGACCAGAGCUGAAGAUCCUGUCCCCGACAUCGACGUGACCAAGCGAGAGUCCUACUUAUCGUCAGCCGAGUUCAGAGAGAAGUUCAGCAUGACGAGGGCGGCGUUCUACAAGCUCCCCAAGUGGAAGCAGAACAAACUGAAGUCUGGUGUUCAGCUCUUUUAGCCUGCCCGAGGUCAAGACAGCAACCGUUUGUGAGGACCAAGGGCACCAGUUUUUGUUUUGAGUUCUUGUAUUCCCUAGUUAGAGCUUUUUUUUUCUUUUUUUUUAUUUUCAUUUUUUUUCAUUCGCUACUUGUUCUCUCCGUCUGUAGGAUCUAAAGAUUCAUUCAGAGCCCACACAGAUUUUGAAUUCCAGAGCUCGGUUGUGGCGCUCGUUGGAUCAUGUGUACAGCAAAUAGACGAACCGACGCAUGCAUAGACGAAAGUAUACGAGAUGCUUAAUUUAAGUUACCAUUUGCUUCAUAUAAAUGAGAGUUCAUUCGCAGCUCUUUUUUUUA
Molecule: messenger RNA, 3424 nt
Organism: Panicum hallii
Lineage: Eukaryota; Viridiplantae; Streptophyta; Magnoliopsida; Poales; Poaceae
Product: villin-4-like
Exons: 23
Coding region: 232-3090 (952 amino acids)
Biological process (GO): actin filament severing; cytoskeleton organization
Molecular function (GO): actin filament binding
Source: RefSeq, a predicted model, not a curated record